Physella acuta is the source of this 3055-nucleotide messenger RNA. RefSeq names its product protein OPI10 homolog. Gene Ontology annotation, molecular function: nuclear import signal receptor activity; Hsp70 protein binding. Lineage: Eukaryota; Metazoa; Mollusca; Gastropoda; Physidae. Gene Ontology annotation, cellular component: nucleus; cytosol. Gene Ontology annotation, biological process: protein import into nucleus. The record is from RefSeq and is a predicted model, not a curated record.
CAAAAAAAACUCUGCCUAGCAUUGCACAUCAAAUUCGCUUGUGUUAAAUUUAAUGCAUAUAAACUAAAAAAGCCAGUUUUAUGCAUAAAAAUUUACGUUCGACUUCACACUAGACAACUAAUCUCGGAAAAUGUUUGGCAUUAUAGUUUCUGGACGCUUGGUUCAGACAGAUUUUCACCCUGUUAGUGAAACACAGUUUCUUUUCAACAUACCAGAAGCUGAUAAUAUCAACCAUGUCGUCAUUUUUAUGACUGGUCAAACACCGUUCCCAGAUGGCAUUGGUGCUGCUGUGUAUUUUUCCUGGCCUCGCCCAGAAGGUCCUGUUUGGACCUUGUUAGGACAUAUCUCCAAUCAGAAACCAAGUGCUAUUUACAAAAUAUCUUCAUUAAAGACUCCUGACAAUGACGAUAACCAGAUACAUUUUGGAGACAUGUCCCACCAGCAAUCUCAUCUAGCACAGAUAGGGAUCUCUGUUGAACCUUUAGAUCAACUUGCUCAGCAGGUGCCGGCAUCUCAGGUUAAUGCCUCUACAUCAGCCUCAACUUUCAUGGAGUUUGCCACUAAGAUGCUAGAGAACUUUUUCAAUUUCUCGUCCUCAUUUGCUGUCACCCAAAGCCAGAUGACCCCUAACCUUAGUGAAACAUAUGUCCCCCUGAGCACACUCAAGAACUGGUUUGAAAAUUUUCAGAGGAGGCUUCAACAAAAUCCUUACUUUUGGAAAUCAUAACAAGCUCCUCUCAUUUUAUAAGUCCAUCUAUAGUCCAUUCACCACCUGGAUUUGAAUGAUUGUGCUUUAUGAAAAUAGUUUCUUUCAAAAUGUAAGAUAAUUUACACUAGUAAUACAUUUCUAGAAAUAUUUUUUACAUCACUUUUAAAAAGAUUAUCAAUUUUUUUUUACCUGUUUCUAUGGAAACCACAUAUCGAAAUAAUGUAUAAUUUUUGGAUCAUCAUUUUAAUAAUACCACUUAAAGUAAUUAAUAAAUUACUUAUAGAUCUUAUAAAGGUGCCAACAGAAUUUUAAAAGUUUGAUAAAGAUAAGUAAAAUUUUGUUUCAAACAGAAUUUCCUUUGUUGAAAUACGUUUCCUAGUAUGAGUUUUUAAAGAUUAUUGCAUGUGUUCCAAUAUUCAGUCUAAUUAAGUGCCAGUUAUUAAUACUUGAUAGACACCACAUUUUUUUUAACUAUAUAUUUUCAGUUAAAUUAAAUGAAAAUGCACAUUGUUAAUGAUAAUUUAUAAUCCUAAUACAACCUAUUACAUUUUCAUUUGCAUCGACACAAUGAAGCUAUUACCAAACAGGUCAGUGAUUCUCACAUUAAUAUAGUAGGAUAUCAUGCUGUGCAGAAAAUCAAUUAGAGAACCUUCACAUCCAACUUUGUUUUUUGAAAAUUUUCAAUUAGCUGAUACCAACACCUCAAAUCAAACCCUAGAUGUAGACUUAGAAAUAUUAUCAUUAAUGGUAACUCACUCCAUGAAUGUAUCAGCAAAUCAAAGAAGUUUUUUUUUAAAUUUGAUCAGAUAUUGUUUUAUGUUGGUUUUUUUCCCAUUAAAUAUUGUUAAUAAGAAACAUCACUGUUUCUUUUUCUUGAAGUAACUAUUUGAAAAUCCAGUGUUAUUAAGAAAAAUAUUUAACAAGUAGAGAAUGAUGAUAGAUAAUUUACUAUUGAGCAGUCCUGUUUUUACUCAAGGAACACAAUAUUGUAAAUAGUAUUUUUGCUGCAUUUACAGGUUCUUCUAAAAACAUUGGCAGGGCUAUACAGUAUUACGUUGCAUUUUUAUUUUUAAUUUAGGUAGCUGUAUCACACGUAAGGUUAGGACCAGGGUUAGUGUUAGAGUUGUGAUAUAAGCUGGUAUUCAUUUAAAUAUGCCCUACUAGUGUUCCUAGAAGUACCAAUUUUUUUUAAUAAACCUCUAAUUUUAAUUUGCUAACAUUUUCACUGGAACUUGUAACAACUAAAGUAAAACACUAUCGUUAAAGAAAUUUGCACCUUCAAAACUUAUUCAAAAGAUUAACUUUUCAAUUUUCUGAGAUUUAAAUUUAAAAUGUGUUUUUUUCAACACUUAAAAUUUAACUCUUAAAUUUUCACUAAAAAUAAAAUAAAGCUUAAACUUUGCACAUUUAGAAAGCUUUUUGAUUUUUUUUUUGUGUAUAAGGCAUUAGUAUGAAAUCAAUUUAAUUACAAACAUUGAUUUUCAGUUUUAGAUAACAAAACUAUACAUAUGUAUGGGUCUGUCUUUUCCUUUUUUCACUUCAGCUUUUUUAAUUUUGUUCUUGUGUGGUGUGCGAGAAUGGUUCAUCUACUUCAUAUAUGAUUGCAAAACUAUUGUUGUAUGUACAAUUGUGCAAAGAUUGUAACACAGCUACAUUUUAAACAUUUUAAAAUGUUUUUCUCCCUUAAUCUUUGCAUGUUCUGUUGUAACCUAAAAAAAUUUGUGGAAAUAGUCAACAAAUAGUGUAUGUUAGUAUAGUUCCCUUAACAAGGCUUGAGAUAUUUCGUUUUGUUCGAAAAUCAAAUCUGACAAUAGUGAUAACUAAUGUAACAGCAUUAUGGGUAGCUUUAGUAUUCUUAUCCAUAAAUGAAUAAUAAUUUAAUUCUAUUUAAAAUACUAUAUUUAAGAUACAAUUUUCCAUUUGCGGUAUACUUCUAAUUGUGCUGUAUAUUGUAACUUUUAUUAUCACUAUAACGGAAGUAUAGGGUUAUAUAUAAAAGAGCACUAGCUUUGAAUUUACAUUAGUCUUUUUAAAUACGGCUAGAAUAUAGUAAUUCAUGAAUAUCAUUUGAUGGAUUUCAUGGAUACUACCCAAAUCACUUUGUGAAUUUUCUGCAUGGCUAUUCGGAACCACCGUGUUAGUAGGAGACAAAUUCCUAGUUGCGUGUUUUAAAGCUGCUUAAAAAAUGCUGUUUAUUCUUUACCCUUUUAUUCUUUAUUCACCUCAAUAAUGCUUUAAUAAAUUUUAUUAUUGAACUAUUUAAUAAUUGGACUAAUGGUGUGGUGGAUUGCAAAUGAAAGCUGUUAUUAUGUUUUUUAUUGUUCACUAAAUAAACAUUUAUUGUUA